Molecule: messenger RNA, 1383 nt
Organism: Melampsora larici-populina 98AG31
Lineage: Eukaryota; Fungi; Basidiomycota; Pucciniomycetes; Pucciniales; Melampsoraceae
Exons: 5
Coding region: 1-1383 (460 amino acids)
Source: RefSeq, a predicted model, not a curated record
AUGCUACGAAGGAGCCAAUCUGCCAACGGCGCAGCUCUGUUAGGACUUCACUACGAGGAAAAUCGCCGCAUACGGACAACCACUCAGCCGAAGAUUCGACCGGAGUUGAAUAAUUUGAACGAUGAAGACCUUACCCAAGCACUCAGUGACAUGUUCCUAGCCAAAUACGGUUAUAUGGCUCGACCACAGCAGGUCGAAGUUGCCGAGAAACAUGUGGUUGGCCUCCACGCCGUAAAUCUUACGGGCCCCAACUGCACACAGGGGAUGUGCGAUUCAAUCAUCGAAGGACACUUCAACUUCGUUUACGUGCUCAUCAACAACUCCCGCGGGACGCCCAACGAAACAGCGAACCCCAACUCUACCUUUGCUCAACGCUACCACGCCACAACUGGCCCUGAAAGUAAAGCCAAUGCGGUUGCUGCUUAUGUCGCCGGUACCCUCGCUGCGGCACUCACUACCGAGAACUUCGACGACUCUAUCGCGAUGGACAAAGUCGGCCUGGAGGCUCUGCUCUCCGCCCCACCGGAAGCCGUUGUCCUGCCUCGCCCUGAACCUCGACCUUCCGCGCUCCAGUGCAGCAAAGACGAUUCGAUCAUGAGGUCGGUAGAACUCAUGGCGUUGGUUGACGCCCUAGUGGUGGCCUUUGACAAAUUAUUCAACAAGGUCAUGACAUCACCUUCUAACCUAGGUCCUGAAGACUAUCUUGGGCGAGACCUGGCUUGGGAUCUCGCCAAAAACAUCGACAUUUUCUCUGAGCCUGGCGACCUGGCGGUGGUACUGGCCAGCGAGACCAUUGAAGGCCAAUUCGAAACGCUGUUUGGAGCCUUUCAAGAUUGGAAAGCUCGCUUAGAUACGGAUGCAGUGCUCGUGGAGGCGUCUACUCGCAGGCGCACGGCGAUUCGAGCGGCGUCUGCAAAAAAGGCGAUAUCUGUGGAAGGUGCCCUUCUAGCCAAACAGCGUCAUGAAGCCCAGAAGAUGCAACAUCAACUAGACCGCGAAAACGCAAAACAGCAGCUGGCCAUUCAAAAAGCGGCGGACCACGACAGACGGACUCAAGAGAAGCUCAACGCGGCCGCUCGUAAGAAGGCAGCCCCAAACAAAAUCGUCAACAGAAAUGGAAACGUCACCAACCAUAUAAGUCAGCAAGGGGAAUCCGCUAAUAAUAUUGUCACUCAUGGUCACAUAUUCUCUCAUGCACCAUCAGCCCUCCCUAAGAGGGUAGCUGAGGAGUGGCCUGGGGUUAUGAACCCCAAAAGGCGAACAUCUUUGAAUGGCAUUGCCAUCACUCCUCUUCCGGAGCCUCCUCAUCUUCCCAACUCGCAAGCACAUUGGCCUGGCCCCAGCGAAACCUCGAAGAUCGACCCGCGUUUGAGUCAGAUCUGA